CUCUUCCAAAUUCCAAAUGGGUAGCCUCAAUUCACAAGAAAACAAUUCUUCCAACUUAUCCACAAACCCUCUAGAUCCUGAGGAGUUCAGGAGGCAAGGCCACUUGGUCAUAGACUUCAUUGCAGAUUAUUACAAAUCCAUAGAGAAAUACCCAGUUCUAAGCCAAGUCCAACCAGGCUACCUCAAAAAACGCUUGCCAGAUUCCGCCCCAUACAACCCUGAACCCCUUGAAACCAUCCUCCAAGAUGUUCAAGACCAUAUUGUCCCUGGCAUAACUCAUUGGCAAAGCCCUAACUACUUUGCCUACUUUCCUUCCAGUGGUAGCGUUGCGGGGUUCCUCGAAGAAAUGCUUAGCUCCGGAUUCAAUGUUGUGGGAUUCAACUGGAUCUCAUCGCCAGCUGCUACUGAGCUUGAAAGCAUAGUCAUGGAUUGGUUUGGAAAUAUGCUCGAACUUCCCAAGUCUUUCCUUUUCUCCGGCAAUGGUGGUGGUGUGAUACAAGGGACAACUUGUGAGGCCCUUGUUUGUGCAAUGGUAGCUGCCAGGGAUCAAAAGCUACGCAAAAUUGGUAGAGAAAACAUUGGGAAGCUAGUUGUGUAUGGAUCCGAUCAAACACAUAGCGCACUUCAAAAAGCUUCCCAAAUUGUUGGAAUUCACCCUGAGAAUUUUCGUACCAUAGAGACAACAAGAUCUACAUCAUUUGCGCUUUCACCCGAGUCUCUAAAAGUGACCAUUCAUUCAGACAUAGAAGCUGGGCUUGUCCCAUUGUUUCUAUGUGCCACACUGGGAACAACCGCGAUUUCUACUGUUGAUCCAUUGCGGCCACUCUGCAGCGUAGCGGGAGAUUAUGGCAUGUGGGUUCAUGUGGACGCGGCAUAUGCCGGGAGUGCUUGCAUUUGUCCUGAGUUUCGACAUUUCCUUGAUGGCGUCGAGGGUGCAGAUUCGUUUAGUCUGAACGCGCAUAAAUGGUUCUUCACCACUCUCGACUGUUGCUGCCUUUGGGUUAAGAAUCCCAACGCGUUGGUAAGUUCACUCUCAACGUAUCCUGAGUUUUUAAGGAACAAGGCCACAGAAUCGAAGCAGGUGGUGGACUACAAAGACUGGCAACUAGCCUUGAGCCGGAGGUUUCGGUCCAUGAAGCUAUGGCUUGUGCUUAGAAGCUAUGGGGUGGCGAACCUUAGAAACUUUCUUAGAAGUCACGUAAAAAUGGCCAAGAUUUUUGAAGGGCUUGUGGGGAUGGAUAAAAGGUUUGAGAUUGUAGCUCCUAGGAAUUUCUCCUUGGUUUGUUUUAGGGUUUCACCGGCUGCGAUUAACAACAAUGCUUCAAGUGAUCAGAAUGGUAAGAGGGAUUAUUGCUAUGAUGCUAAUGGUGAUGAAUAUAGUGUAAUUAUCAACGAGGUGAAUCGCAAGUUGCUGGAGUCCAUCAAUGGGUCAGGUCAUGUGUACAUGACUCAUGGUGUGGUUGGAGGUUUGUACAUGUUACGUUUUGCAGUUGGUGCAACUUUGACUGAGGAACACCACGUUGCCUUGGCUUGGAAGGUGGUGCAAGAGCAUGCAGAUCAAAUCCUUAUCAAGUAUUGA
This is a messenger RNA of Pyrus x bretschneideri (Chinese white pear), 1579 nucleotides long. RefSeq names its product phenylacetaldehyde synthase-like. Gene Ontology annotation, molecular function: pyridoxal phosphate binding; carboxy-lyase activity. NCBI's taxonomy places the organism in Eukaryota, Viridiplantae, Streptophyta, Magnoliopsida, Rosales, Rosaceae. The record is from RefSeq and is a predicted model, not a curated record. The transcript has a single exon. The coding region runs from base 17 to 1579 and encodes 520 amino acids. Gene Ontology annotation, biological process: amino acid metabolic process.